Messenger RNA from Plasmodium coatneyi, 1380 nucleotides. Its product is annotated as KIR protein. NCBI's taxonomy places the organism in Eukaryota, Apicomplexa, Aconoidasida, Haemosporida, Plasmodiidae. The coding region runs from base 1 to 1380 and encodes 459 amino acids. The transcript has 3 exons. The record is from RefSeq and is a predicted model, not a curated record.
AUGGCACCACUAUCACAGAAAGUGAAUUUAAAGGAAUUACCUUCCAAGACCGAAUUCUAUGAUAUAUUCGAUGCGGCCUCUGGGUACAAUUAUUGCCCAAAUGGAGUCGAACCCACAGGGAAGGUGGAACAGUUGAGGAGUAAAUUAAAUGAUUACACCGGACUUAAGGAUCAAGAGAGGUGUAUCACAAAGGCUUAUUGCUACGCAUGUUCAAUGAAAAAGAAACAACCUUCUGAUCACGGAAAAACGCAUUUAGAAGGUGCAUCUUGUCGUUUUUUCUAUUAUUGGAUGGGAAAUAAAUAUCCUAGGCCUCUGGACGAGGAGGUGUUCUCGGACCUCAUGGAUGAUAUAUACAGGACAUUAGGAGCUUUAUUCCAUAAUGAAGAAUGUGUUUUCCAGUAUAGAUUUGUUAAUAAAACUACUUUCGAACCUAUGAAAAAAAUAUAUGAACAUUACCACGAUUGCAAUUACGUAAAACAGUAUUUAGAGCAGCAUCUGCAGGAGCGUGACCAGCAGCCUGACGCAGAGUGGGCAGACUACGUGGACAAAGUUACUAAAGCAUGUACUGCUGUGGAAGCACAAUGCAACGGAGGUACAACAAAUAAUGAAUCAUAUUGUGACGAGUACAACAGUACAUACAAAGCUUACUGUGAUGGAGUGAGCCAAACAUCAUUAACAUGUUCUAAAGUAAAGGAACGUGAACCCGGAUCGGACGCCGAAGCACCAGCUGAACAGGAAUCUAAACAGGCAAUGGUAGGAGCUCCCGGACCCCAUACAGCAACUCCAUUGGUUAGUGAUGGUCUACAAUCUUCUGAUGGGACAGAUUCCCUGCAGGGUUCUCUGGAGGGGUCUCCAAUAAGUGUUAAACUACCACAUAUGGAAACUUUAUUAGGGGACGGGGGACAACUUCCUAUAUCUAGACCAGGAAGUAGGGAGGGUGGUGGUAGUCAACCUAGUCACACCACCACUUCUACUGAUGGUAGUGGUGCUGCUGUUGGUGGUGGUGUCGUUCCUGGUGUGUCUUGUGCUGGACUCGCUUUAGUAGGACUUCCUACAAUAAUGUUCCUUCUAUAUAAGUACACUUCUGCAUUUUCUUCCAUAAAAGACUUCUUUCGUGGAGGAGGAGGCGGUAACAGCACAAAUAACAGGAACGGAAGGGGCAGCAACAGUAACAGUAGAAACAGGGGAAAAAGGUCAAUCAAGCACGAAGUGGACACCUUAACGGACACCUCUACUGGACGUUCAACAAUUGAUUCGACAGCAGGAGGGGACGAUUUAUCGGACGAUUCCUCUUUAUAUACUGCUGCUCCUUCCGUCAGAGCGAAUAAUAAUAGAAGACAACGGCAUAAUAGAAAUAAUAUAAGUUAUGGACGUAUGUAA